UCCAGUCCGCAGAGAAUCAUGGCCGGUCUGCGCAUCCCAAUAGAGGCCUUUGCAAUACCGGCAGUAUCUCUCCUGAUUUUCUUUCUGUCAUAUUCAUCGCAGUUUUUGUUCUAUUAUAUCGAACCCGGACCGUUGAGCAAGACCCAGGCCAUCUGGUUCAAUACCUUCGUGGUCUGCAUUUGGUGGUGCUACGACAGGGCUUGCACAGUUGACCCCGGUCGACGAGGCUGGGUCAAGAGGUUUGCUGCAGAUGUUGCUGAGGAAAAUGAAGAUGGGAGUGAAGGGCUCAAGCUGGAGAAGGGGAUGCGGUGGUGCAAGAAGUGCGAGGCUGUAAAGCCACCGAGAGCUCAUCAUUGCAAGAAGUGUGAAAGAUGCAUUCCAAAGAUGGAUCAUCACUGCCCGUGGACCACGAACUGCGUCUCCCACACGACCUUCCCCCACUUCAUCCGCUUCGUCUUCUAUGCCGUCCUCAGCAUGUCAAUCCUCGCCUACCACCUCUUCAGACGCGCCAUUCUCAUCUGGGAUAGUCGUAGUCUCCCUGCCUAUCUAGGUCCUCCUGUGUGGGCUAUGGCACACCUCUUUGUCCUGAUUGCUGCCAAUAGCCUAACCCUCUUCGCACUUUCCAUCCUCCUGGCCCGAGCCGUCUACGGCCUCGCAGCAAACACAACCACGAUCGAGAGUUGGGAGAUUGAGAGACACGAAGCACUUGUGGAGCGGUCGCGGAAAACGGGAGGAUAUGUGUAUGCAAAUGGCGGCCAACAGAUGCGUGUGGAACACCAGGAGUUCCCGUAUGACAUCGGCAUAUGGAAGAACUUAUGUCAGGGGAUGGGCACGAGCAAUGUGCUUAUGUGGUUUAUGCCAUUCGGUGGAGGGCCAGGUAUUGAAAGCGCGGCAGAAUUCGAAGUCAAUGGGUUUGAAGAUGCAAGCAAGGUGUGGCCACCUCCGGAUCCGGACAAGGUGCCCAGAGCUCCGCGUAGCUCGGACAAAGACGAGGAUAUAAAGGUGUAUGGGAGCCCUGCUGAAGAAAUAGAGGCUUUUAAGAGGAGGCAGCAGAAGGAUUAUGAGAGAUGGGGUGGGAAGCAGGAGAAUACAGCCAACGAUGGUGUCAGUGACGACGAACAGCCCGACGAUUAUGAGAGCGAGUACGAAGAAGGCGUUGAUGGCGAAGAGGGCUGGACAAACGCAGAUGGCGAACGAUUGCGAGACUAUGGUGUAGAUGAGGAAGCUGAGGUCUUGGCUGAUGAGGAUAUACCUCUGGGAGAAUUACUGCGGCGUCGAAAAACUAGGAGCUAUAGCUAGGUUGAAAUGCAUACCUACCUUGGACCUGGAACUUCCUAUACUGAUUCCAUUUGUGAGGUACUGUUUGGAUGGAUUGCCCGG
This is a messenger RNA of Amorphotheca resinae ATCC 22711, 1380 nucleotides long. RefSeq lists its product as hypothetical. Lineage: Eukaryota; Fungi; Ascomycota; Leotiomycetes; Helotiales; Amorphothecaceae. Gene Ontology annotation, molecular function: protein-cysteine S-palmitoyltransferase activity. The record is from RefSeq and is a predicted model, not a curated record. The transcript is spliced from 2 exons. Gene Ontology annotation, biological process: protein targeting to membrane; peptidyl-L-cysteine S-palmitoylation. Bases 19 to 1299 code for a protein of 426 amino acids. Gene Ontology annotation, cellular component: Golgi apparatus; endoplasmic reticulum; endoplasmic reticulum membrane.